This is a messenger RNA of Parascedosporium putredinis, 1017 nucleotides long. The record is from the annotation of a GenBank genome assembly. Lineage: Eukaryota; Fungi; Ascomycota; Sordariomycetes; Microascales; Microascaceae.
AUGAUUUUGUCCCGCCCUUGCACAACAGAUGCCACCACCGGGGCCUUGAUCCCCUACAUACAGCCAGCCUACAACAUCGGCACCCUCUUCGUAGCCCUCGUGUACCUGGUAAACUUUGCCGGCUGGCUCACCGCCGCCUUCACCGUCGCGCACGUCACCUCCUUCCUCGGCAUGGGCGCGACCUUUAUGGGCGCCCAGGUCAACACUUUUGCCGCGGGGCUGCAAAACGCCCACCGCUGGCUCGGCGUCGUGCACGCCGCCUACGGCUUCGGCGCCUUCAUCACGCCCAUGGUGGCCACGACGCUCGCUUCGAAAACGACGUACUGGCACUACUACUACCUCGUCUUGCUCGGCGCCUCCGUGGCGAACAUGGGCCUCCUGUUCUUUGCGUUCCGCCGCGAGCUGUUGAAGAGGCCGACGGCGCGUAAUGCCGGGGAGCAGAUGAAGAAGGCGCUCUCGCAGAGGAGUGUUUGGAUUUUGAGCAUGUUUUGGUUUUUGUACGUUGGGGCCGAGGUCACCGUAGGAGGUUGGGUCGUCGAGUUCCUUAUCCGGGUCCGAAACGGCGUCCCCAGCAAAGUCGGCUACGUCGCGUCUGGCUUCUGGGCCGGCCUCUUUCUCGGCCGCAUCCUCUUGGCCGACAUCACGAACAAGCUCGGAGAGCGCGCCAUGAUUUUCGCCUACAUCAUCAUCGGGCUCAUUCUGCAGCUCAUGUUUUGGUUUAUCCCCGACAUCAUCGCCAACGCUGUCGUGGUGAGCAUCUUGGGGUUCGUCAUCGGGCCAUUCUACCCGGCGGGCGUAUCCGUCAUUACGAGGCUGCUGCCCAAGGACAUGCACGUAGCAACUCUCGGCUUCUCGUCCAGCAUCGGCCAAGCUGGCUCGGCUGCUUUUCCCUUCCUAACUGGGGCCAUUGCUUCCAAGGCGGGCGUUGCGGUGUUGCAGCCCAUCAUUGUGGCGCUGUUGGUCGGAAUGUUUAUCCUCUGGGCAAUGAUGCCUGGUGUCUGGAGGCCAGUCAAAUAG